GCAGUGUCCAGCUUCUAAUACUUAAGGACAUUACACCUGGACACUACUUGGACUAUCUGGCCAUUGUUUGGUUAUUUUCUCGAUUUCGAGAGCUAUCGUUAGUUGGUACAACGUUCAGAGCAGCUGUUGACGGGAUGUCAAGGACAAGUAAUGGACACGCCGAGAGCCACCCACACUACGCCUUCAUGUAUGGGACACUCAAGUCCAAUGAGCCAAACCACAAACAGUUGUACAGUAGAGGUCCAGGCGGAGCCAAGUUCUGUGGCCGAGCCAAGACGUUAGCCAAAUUUCCUUUGUUGGUCACCACGCCUUUCAAUAUUCCAUUCUUACUGCACAAGGAAGGCAUCGGACAUAGAAUCGAAGGAGAGCUGUAUAAACUGGACGAGGAGACCUUAAAACACGUGGACGACUUUGAAGGACAUCCACACUGGUAUGUCCGGCAGACUGUCCAGGUGGAGGUGUUGACCGACAGCCAGAGCAACAAGAUAGAACCUUACAUCGUCGACACGUGGAUGUAUGGGUUAAAAAGGUUCAAGCCUAGCCUACUGGAACUACCCUUGGUUGAGGUCUAUCACGACAGCCAUUACGACAUUAGCCGAAGAUACAGGCCAUAUGAUGUGGUCAGGGACGGACCACUCCAGUCCUACUUAUUCGAUGAUGAGUAGCUUCCCUUGUAACACUCAAAGCAAUAACAACAAAUACAUAAACAGAAUAUAUAGAUCUAGGCCUAAUCUGUGAUUCAUAGGGCACGGAGCCCACUUUGUGAAGCAUACAUAUAACAAUUUUUUUUUUUAAACUGACUGUUUAAAGUCAAAACUGCUGACUAUGUUAUUUUGAAUGUCCGUAUAAUAGUUCAGCGAGAUUGUGUCCAUUUUACGAUUGUAAUUGGCAAACGUUCAUGUACAUAUUUAAACAUCUCAUUAGAAUGUAAGUGAUGCAUGAUGGGAGAAGUUCUUACAUUACGGAAUUCACAUUGUAACAAGCGAAAUAAAGAUAUUUAUGAUUGGGCAAUAUUCUAUGUUGCAGGUUGAAAUUCGUUCAUAGAUGUAGUACAUUUAUGUGUAGGCAAAUGUUCUGAGAUGUUUAAAUACGAAACUAUCCGCUGGAGAGUCGACCAUAGUGAUAACCCAUUGAUAAUGACGAAACUCUACAUGAAAUACUGAUAUUAAGUUUGUAUACUUUGAUACUCAUAUGAUGAGCCCUCGUGAAAUUCCAUUGUGUUUUAUCUAAUGUGUGCACCCGUUGGAGAUUUUCUUAAAAUGGGAAAAAAAAAAAGGCCAGCUUACUUUUGGUGUUUCCGGAGUACAGAAUGCAGUAACGAUUGAAUGGAUAAAACUAAACCCGUUUUAAAACCAUUUCCCCCCCCCCCUAUUGAAGUAUAGUGGAAUCAAAUACAAAAUCAAAAUGGUAACACAGAACAGAUUGUUGUUAAUGACUUUUAGUAUGAGAGUCUCCAAUAACAUUUUUCUCUUCUGUUGUAAAAUACAUCUACGUCAUUCAACGGUCAUUCUCUUACUGUUGGGUUAUUGUACUAUCACGUGGCAUCCAUCAACAGUUCUUAAUUUUAUAUAUAUCACAUUUGUUUAAGUAAUGUUCUUUGGGUGCCAGAGAAAGAAAAAAGAUGAUUGAGGGCCGGGAUGGGAUGAUUGGGGAUUUUUACAGGGAGCAAUAAUAAAUGUUUUUAAUGCAGAAA
Molecule: messenger RNA, 1693 nt
Organism: Biomphalaria glabrata
Lineage: Eukaryota; Metazoa; Mollusca; Gastropoda; Planorbidae
Product: putative gamma-glutamylcyclotransferase CG2811
Exons: 5
Coding region: 135-665 (176 amino acids)
Molecular function (GO): gamma-glutamylaminecyclotransferase activity
Source: RefSeq, a predicted model, not a curated record